Molecule: messenger RNA, 871 nt
Organism: Tarenaya hassleriana
Lineage: Eukaryota; Viridiplantae; Streptophyta; Magnoliopsida; Brassicales; Cleomaceae
Exons: 2
Coding region: 145-636 (163 amino acids)
Source: RefSeq, a predicted model, not a curated record
ACAAUCUCGCCAGUCACCAAUUGCUUUGCCUCGCGUCUUCCCCCCUCUGCAACUUCCUUCUUUAUCAAUUUUUCUCUCUCCUAGGGUUUGAGCUCUUCCCUGUUCCUAGCACUUCCUCUGUCUUUUUCUUUUGUUGUCUCUGCAAUGGCGCAAGAGGAGGGUGCUAAUGGUGCUCCGACGAAGGAGAUGGUGAAUUUCUCGGCGUUCAAGCUGCAGUUGACGGUGGAGGCUCCCAAAGCCGCCGACGCGGUUCAGUUCUACAAGUCUGCGUUUGGUGCUGUGGAGAUCGGCCGUUCUCUGCACCCUAAGCGCAAGGCAGACCAAGAGCUCCCUCACAUCCUCUCGGCUGAGCUUCAACUCGCUGGCUUUACGUUCCUCGUUUCCGACGCCUCCGGUGACUCUGCUACUUUCGGGAAGACCGAGGGACACUCCAUGGCGCUGUGCCUCGAGACCGAAGACGUGGAAGGCGCCGUCGCCAAAGCUGUUGCCGCCGGAGCUGUGAAGGACGGAGAAGUGGUUGAGGGAGAAGCCGGGGCGUGCUGCGGCGAAGGCGUCCAGGGAAAGGUCAAGGAUCCGUACGGCUUUGCCUGGAUCGUCUGCUCUCCGGCGAAGAAGGCCGAAACCGUGGAGGCCUAAUCACCGUCCGAUCCGAUCUAACCGAAACCUAUGACGAUGAUCUUGUUGCUUUUUUCAAUGUAAUCUAUGUGGGACACAGCUCUAGUAAAUGCCUCUAGUAACUCGGUGUUUUAGGCUAAUUUCAGUAUUUUGACAAAAAUUACUCCAUGGUGACACCUUUCGGAUAGCGGGUGGAGAUUUUACUCUAAAUUUCUAUGGUUUAUUGCUGCUGGUUGUGUGAUUUUACCGUUUUGCC